This is a messenger RNA of Ostrea edulis (European flat oyster), 2531 nucleotides long. Its product is annotated as major egg antigen-like. The transcript has 2 exons. Bases 311 to 1357 code for a protein of 348 amino acids. The record is from RefSeq and is a predicted model, not a curated record. Lineage: Eukaryota; Metazoa; Mollusca; Bivalvia; Ostreida; Ostreidae. Gene Ontology annotation, molecular function: protein folding chaperone. Gene Ontology annotation, biological process: response to heat; protein refolding.
ACUUUCUCGCGAUGACUAAGAGCCGGUGUAUUUUAUGAAUGGCUGCUCGGGUGAAUAUUUGGCAUUCUUUUGGCAGUGAUGCGGCUGCAGUGUGUGGAUUCCGUCAGAUCGCUGCCGUGAGUGAAAUACCAAGGAACCACUUUCUCUAACGAGUGUUUAGCAUUAAAGACGGGUUCCUUAUCAACGAACUGUGAAAUUGAUAUAAAUUGUUUGCUGUAUAUUUCAACAUACGUUUGUGAUCUAGAAGAAAAACAGACUCGCGCUCUGUACGGAGAUUUUAUCAAACAGGCCAACCCCCGAGCUCUGUAAAAUGGCAAAGUUUCGAUCAGAGUUACAGGUUCCUGUGAAAAAAGACGAAAUGACGUUCCAAGACCGACAGGUCAAGUCUUGGGAGGAUAUGGAAGUGCGCAUGGAAAAACGGAGAAAGGAAUGGGACGAUGAAUUUGAGAAAAUCAGAAAAGAUUUCUUCACAUUGAAACCGACCGAUAAUCACAUUGGAAAUGGAAGUAUUGGCAAUCAUGUUGGACCGGAUAAUAACAUAGACACGAUGAAUUCUAUGUUCGAAAACGACGGAACGGGACAAAGGUUUAAGGUGAGAUUCGAUGUGUCAGAAUUUCGACCAGAGGAAAUUCAGGUUAAGGUUCAAGAUAACAAACUGUUCGUCUCUGCUAAGCACGAGGAGAAAUCAACAAAAGCCUCGGUAAGUCGGGAAUACAGUAGACAAGUGGACAUACCCAAUAAUGUCGAUCAAGAGAGGCUGCAGUGUGUCUUAAGUAGAGACGGAAUUUUGACUGUAGAUGGUCCUGUCAAAGGACAGAUUCUGAUAGAAAGGGAGACCACUCUACCGAUACAGCACCAGCCUUCUAAUACACCAAUAGUGAGUCCAGUUUCUCCUACACCAAAUGCAAACAACCAGAUUGCGCCUUUCUCUAAACCUCUUGAGAUUGCCACACCCGUCAAAAACCCGAUCAUAACGGAACCUGAUGGGACGCGUAAGUUGCGCCUUAGUGUCGACGUCGGCGAGUUUAAACCAGAAGAAAUCGUAGUAAAAACUGCGGACCGGAAGUUGAUUGUGCACGCAGAACACGAAGAGAAGUUGUCCGGACGUACGCUACAUAAGGAAUUCAAUAAGGAAUAUGAAUUACCCGAAUCAGUGGACCAAUCCACGAUAUCGGCGUAUAUCGGGGAGGAAGGGAAACUGUUUGUCGAAGCUCCGCUGAAACCUCAGCAGCAGAAACGCUACUCCAUCACACAAAGUCAUGACGUCAGAAAAGUAGUCGUCACCAAGGAAUCGCAGGUGACCAUCACUGAUGGCAACAACCGACCAAUGGUUACCAUCAAUGUGCAUCGGCGUUAAAGGAACGUUUGAUGUCUGUAGUAAAAAUACUCCGUGCAGAAUCCAAUGGUUUCACUUAACUGAUGAUCUAACAAAUAGUUUAUGGAAAAAAUGGGAAGUUCCAAUCUACCAAAACAAUGGAAGUUAACGGUUUUCUAAUAAUUAAAAAAAGUUAAAAUAAUGAGAUUAUACAAACAAAUCUCCUGUUAGAAAUUUUCUAAUUCAUCAGUGAAAAGAGUAUGGAGUAUCAAUUUGCAAUGUUAGAUUUUAUACAAAGACCUAAAAGAUGUUUUGGAUAAUGUAUGUUCUAUUUUAUAUAAAUUGGUGUUUAUUUUCUUCGUAUGCACUUGUUGCGCAGAUUCAUCAUUGCACAAAUAUGUUAUCUCCAUCGGCAUGCCAGCUGUCAGUAACCGGAUGUGACCUUUGACCCUGACAUACACCAGUUGUGUGUUCUCUCGAAACUUCAAGAAUUACGUAACGUUUGUUUAAUGUUAUUGAAAACUUUAGUGUUCGUUAAUAGCGUCGCUUCGAGGAUUGGAAACAAUCCAAUUUCAAUUUGGAGAGAAAGUGAAAUUUUUGUCUAUGUGGAAGACUCGAGAUAUACAUAAGCUGGUUUAUAACUUGUGUAAAGUUGCCUUUUUCUGAUGGACGAGUGUUAGACUGGUAGAUUGUGGGUGUUGACAUGAACACGUGAUGGUAGGGAGUUAUAUCAUAUAUAACAUCAUUGAUGGCCAUGUCUAGAUUGUAUUUAUUUCCGUAGUUCAUGCAUUGUACAUAAACGUGGAAGGUGAUGUGUGGUCUGUAUGAAUGUUCUUAUUACAAAUCAUGUGAUAUGUAUUCCACAAUGCUAGUGCGCUCAUAGUAUUGUCUUUGUUAAGUAUGAUUAAAAUUUACGUUUAUUUUUCCUAGCAACAAUCAUUGUACAAUCAUUUGUCGUACUAUGACGUGCUGUAGAUUUAUUUGGUUAAGAUACAUACGGUAUUGUAUCUAGUAUAACUUUCUUAAGGGGCUAUGACUAAUGUCUGUAGAAAAUUAAAAGGGAGAUAAAUCAUCUCCAGCUCACUCAGUGUGGACCUGUGAUUCAAGAUGACCGUCUUUUAAUGUCAGUAAUGUUCCGUAUUUAUACGUCGUGUUUUUUUUUUUAUGUUACCUAGACAUUGUAUAUGUUCACUAAAAUAAACGUUGUUGUCGUUUA